This is a messenger RNA of Paramecium tetraurelia, 894 nucleotides long. RefSeq lists its product as uncharacterized. Lineage: Eukaryota; Ciliophora; Oligohymenophorea; Peniculida; Parameciidae. The transcript has 2 exons. The record is from RefSeq and is a predicted model, not a curated record.
AUGGGAGGUCAUGGAGGGUUGAAUAUUCUCCCCUAAAAGAAGUGGAAUGUGUACAAUAUGGAGAAUAGGAACAUCGUUGAGAGGGAUAAGAGAAAGGAGAGGGAGAGAGUUUAAAAGGAAAAAAGGAAAGAACAUAAAGAGUAGGCAGGAAAUAGAAUUUAAAAGCUGAAGUAAUAGAGAAGAGCUGCUUCUCACACUCCAAGUAGAAGUGUUAGUGAAAGUCAAAGCAGAAGCAGAAGUAGAAGUCAAAGUUAAAAGAAAUAAGGUUCAUCCAAAGUUAAUGCUGAAUUGAGAGAAAUUUUGGAGGCCAAAUAACAUAUAAACUUAUUUAAAGAAGAAGAAUAAUAUUUGUUAUAGAAAGAGAACAACUAAGCUAAAAUAGAAUUGGAGAAGGAGUUCUUUAAAGACAAACCAUUUGAUUUGAGUACCAAAUUUUUGGGAUAAUAUGAUUAAACAAAACCAUGGUAUAUUUAACAAAGGUAAGAUCAAAAACAAACCUAAUUGCAACAAAAUGUUAAGCAAUAGUUGAAAAAUUUCAAAGAAAAAAAAGAUAAUUAUUAUCAGAUUUUAGAUUUGAGCAAGAAAUACUAAGAGGAAACUCUCGUUUCAUAAAUAGAUGCUAAGAAGGAAGAAACAAUAAAGGAUAAAAAGGAAGAAGAAAAUGACCCAGCUUAUAUCAAAGAAAUGAAGAAAAAAUAGAAGAAAUAUCAAAAACUUGGAGAAUAAAUCAGAGAAUUAUUAGGCAGUGAUGAUUCAGAGAUAGAAAAAAUAAGAUAAAAAUAAAAAUAACGUGAAAGAGAAAAAUUAAAAAAAGAGAGAUUACAAAGAGAAAAGGUAGAAAGAUCGAGAGAGUAAAAGCUACUCUCCUCUAUAUAUGAAUUUAAAUAAAAAUGA